Trachymyrmex septentrionalis is the source of this 1946-nucleotide messenger RNA. Its product is annotated as ATP-binding cassette sub-family G member 1-like. Lineage: Eukaryota; Metazoa; Arthropoda; Insecta; Hymenoptera; Formicidae. The coding region runs from base 241 to 1914 and encodes 557 amino acids. The transcript has 10 exons. The record is from RefSeq and is a predicted model, not a curated record. Gene Ontology annotation, molecular function: ATP binding; ABC-type transporter activity; ATP hydrolysis activity. Gene Ontology annotation, cellular component: plasma membrane.
CGUUUGCAGAAUCGGACGACGCCAAGUAAGCUGCGUGCCAGUCGAUCGGGUAAUAGGAAAGCGUGCGGAAGAAAUGUGAAACGCGCUCGUGCGCGGCGAAAACUCGACGCGGAGAUCGUCAGUGAGAGAGGUGUGACCCGUGCGACACUGAUCCACACACACACACACAUACACACACACACCCACACAUAUACACAUACACACACACAUAUACAUACGCACAAAUUAUCUGGCUACGAAAUGACAAUGAGGUCUGCAGAAAGAACGCGCGAUCUGCAACAGUGGGCGGACGACGCGCAAGUCGAUAGAUCGCUCUAUCUGCUCUUCGAGGAUGUAUCGUACACUGUACAGAAAAGGAUCUUGUCAAAGGAGAGGAAAACAUUGUUAAACAACCUUAAUGGCGACUUUCGACCGGGCGAACUCACAGCUAUUAUGGGUCUUUCAGGCGCUGGAAAAUCUACAUUAAUGGAUAUCCUAGCAGGUUUUACAACAACCUCAGUUACUGGUAGAAUCAUGAUAAACGGACGAAAACGAAAUAUGUCAGAGUUUCGUAAAUUAUCCGCCUACAUAAUGCAGGAUGAUAAUCUGCAACCAUUUUUAACAGUGCAGGAAGCUAUGUUCAUUGCUGCUGAUCUCAAACUAAGUUUGAAUCAUCAUCAGAAAUCGCAAAAGAUCGACAAAAUAUUAGUAGCGAUGGGUCUCGACGAGUCUCGUUACAUGAUUAUUGGCGUACUUAGCGGAGGACAAAGAAAAAGACUCGGCAUCGCACUUGAACUGAUCAACAAUCCACCAGUUAUGUUUCUUGAUGAACCUACGAGUGGUUUGGAUAGCACUUCUUCAAAGCAAUGCCUAGCACUUUUGAAACAAUUAGCGCAAGAAGGACGAACUAUAAUUUGUACGCUACAUCAGCCGAGUGCAAUCCUCUUCAAUAUGUUGGAUCAUCUUUAUGUGAUUGCUAAUGGCAAUUGCGUUUACACGGGUAGCACGUAUAAUUUGGUGCCAUAUCUAAAUAGUAUAGGAUUUGUCUGUCCGACACAUUAUGAUCCUGUUGAUUUCUUGAUGGAGAUAUGCAAUGGCGAUUAUGGUCCCCACAUAUCCAAGCUAAUGGAAUUGAUCGAGAAUGGGAAAAGUAAUAAAUGGAGAUCGACGAAAACCGUUUAUUUAAAUAAAAGCCAAGAAACUACUACCUUGCAACAGGUUGCUAAAAGAUCAUAUUCCUUCGAAAUGGAAUUCAGACAUACUCCACAUUAUAUUGACAAUUUUUGGAAGCAACUCUGUAUUCUUAUCAAAAGAAAUGUAAUUAGAUUAUUUCGCGAUAAGGUAUUAAUGCUCACACGGAUAUCAAUGCAUUUGACAAUUGCUUUGAUUGUUGGUGCAUUAUACUUUAAAAUUGGCCAAGAUGCUGCUUAUGUUUUAGACAAUUAUAGUCUAUCAUAUUAUAAUAUUAUGUUUCUCACGUAUAGUGCAUUUAGUGCUACAAUGGUCACGAUUCCUUUGGAAUUACCGAUAUUAAAACGUGAGCACUUCAAUCGUUGGUAUAAAUUACAAUCGUAUUAUUUAGCGGGCAAAGUGGCAGAUUUUCUGGUCCAAUUUAUUUCUACGUUUAUUUAUACAGUCAUAGUAUAUUACAUGAGUGGCCAGCUUCCUGAAAGUAGAAGAUUUGGGUUGUACAUGCUCAUGUGCUUUGUUGCCAGUCUGGUUGGUCAAACGAUUGGAUUCAUUGUAGGGUGUUCGCUAAAGAUCCAGAAUAGCGUAAUUUUUGGACCAUUUGCAAUUAUGCCGUUCGUUGUGCUUAGUGGUUUUUUUGUACAUACUAAAGACGUGAAUCCCUACUUUGUUUGGCUAUUUGACAUAUCGUACUUCAAAUAUGCUUUUGAAGGAAUAUUAAUGGUGGUUUAUGGGUAUACAGUGUAAACACCGGCUCUUCAAUUAAUUAAAGGUGGACU